AUGGCUUUUGCGGCGGCGAGGAUGAUUCUCAAGGACAGACGAAGGAAGCCUUCCAAGGAGGAUGUGAAGGUUGUCGAGAGAGCGAAUACUGCUUUGCCAGGAUCUCCUCAGACUCAGAGUAUUGCUAAAAUAACGAUAGAAAGCAUUAAUUUGAAAGUGCCACAUCUCACACCCAACGAUGACAUAAAGUUGCAGUUGUUGACACGUAUCAAAGCAGAUGAGUCUAUGAUGAUACCGUUUCGCCGAUGGGAAUUGCACGAGCUACCAGCACUCACACAAGGAUCUACCAUAGAAAUCUGGUCCGUCAAGACAUGUUCUGCAUUGGACAGUCCAAGAUAUGUUAUAGUAUUUUUCCAAACGAAAAAAGCCGAUAAUUUGCAUGAAGACGUCACCUUGUUCGAUAAUGCCAACAUCAAAUCCAUACGAUUGGCUCUGAAUAGCGACUAUUAUCCGCAAGAACGAAUGCUAUUGGACUUUUCCCGAGACCAAUAUGCUGACGCUCACUUCAACUAUACAGAGUUCAACAAGAGCUACCAUAACUGUCAAGAAAAGCGCUCUCUAGUAAACUUUGCCGAAAUCAAAUCCCGACCAAUGUUUGUUAUCGAUUGCUCGAGGCGCCAUCUGGGUCUAAAGUCGUCCACAGUUGACAUAAAGCGCGCAGUGGAAGCGCAAGUAGCUACCGAAGUGUCAGUCAGGUAA
Phaedon cochleariae (mustard beetle) is the source of this 699-nucleotide messenger RNA. The record is from the annotation of a GenBank genome assembly. Lineage: Eukaryota; Metazoa; Arthropoda; Insecta; Coleoptera; Chrysomelidae.